Messenger RNA from Salvia splendens (bonfire salvia), 1077 nucleotides. RefSeq names its product F-box/LRR-repeat protein At3g26922. Bases 1 to 1077 code for a protein of 358 amino acids. Gene Ontology annotation, molecular function: protein binding. NCBI's taxonomy places the organism in Eukaryota, Viridiplantae, Streptophyta, Magnoliopsida, Lamiales, Lamiaceae. The record is from RefSeq and is a predicted model, not a curated record. The transcript is spliced from 2 exons.
AUGCAGGAAGAGGAAGAUCGGAUUAGCCAACUCCCUGAUGACAUUCUUCUACUCAUCCUCGAUAAAAUCGACAUAUAUGAAGCGGUUAAAACAAGCAUGAUUCUCUGGAAAAACGUGUGGCGUUCCCUCCCCGGCCUCCGCUUCCACUUUCGUCCCGACACCACCCCCCGCCUCGUCCACUUAGAAGAUUUUACCAUCCACUCUAGCUUUGUUUCCCAGUUGCUAUCUCACCGUGACGCCGCAGCCGCCGUCCACGACUUCCACCUCUUAUUCGACGGCCCUACCCCCGAUCCACAAUGUCCAUGCGGAGUUGACAGGGAAUUCUUGGACGAAUGCGUGCUCUACGCCAUCAAUCACGGCGUUCAAUCCCUUCGCCUCCACUGGCCCACCUACCGCAAACUUAGGCUUCCCGCAGCGUUUCUCACCUGCGAGACACUGCGGGAGCUCGAGCUCAGGGAUUUGUUCUGCCCGGUUAAACUACCUGGACGCUUGUCUUUACCAAAUUUGAAAACCCUUCAUCUUCACACCCUCUUUUUGGGCUUCGACGAUCAUCACCAUAGGAUGGACCCCUUUUCCGGCCUCCCACAGCUGGAGAAACUUACUCUCAUCAGGUUAGUGUGUGAUGGCCUUGUUCUUAUAAAGGCUCCAAAGCUUAGUCUUCUUCAAAUCGAGGAUUAUUCUUUAGAACUAAAAGAGAUAUCGGCCCCAUUGCUUACCUCAUUUACAUAUAAGUCUUCUAAUGCUUGGGAAUGUCCAAAGCUGAAUCUCCCAAUCUUGGAACAAGUCUAUUUAGACAUUCAUGCGAGUUACAUUGAAAAUCAUACCAACUUUCUUAGUAUGCUUCACCAAUUUGGGAAUGCCACCACAGUUUCAUUGACUUCCAACACUCUGCAAAUUCUCGAAUGCGAAUUUGGUUCCUCUGAGCAAACUCCUACUCCAUUUCCCAACGUGAAAUGUCUCAAAGUGAUGAAAGGACGUUAUGUAAAUCCCAUAGUGUGUCCAAGUGUAAUAAACGAUUUGACAAGGACUUUGAACUGCGAGGUGGAGCUUUCUCCUAGUGUAUUUGUUAGUGAAUAA